GAAAAAGUUAUACCACAUUCCACCUUCUCUUCGUUAAUUUUCUACAAGCUAUCUAGCUCUUCUUUUCUUAUCCCUGGAUCAUCUCCUUGCUGGGUUUGUCAUCAAUUUUUCAGAUUUGUCACCAUGAAUCUCAAAUUCCCAAGCCUGGCUUCUUCCAUCCUCGUUCUUCUGCUUAUGGUGCCAUCAAACCUGAUGUUUCCACACUGGGAAUGGACUCCAAGUCGGGCUCUACGCCCGUACUUGAUGACAUCAGACACCAUAAGCCGAACAAGGAAGGAAGAAGCCACGCUUGGGAGUUUGAGAUCCACGGUGAUAAAUCCGACUGUGAAUGUGAGAUUGAGGACCUGAGGUGAUCCGCCGUGCUCACCUCGAUCGGACGCGCGACUCACCGACGACCACGGCACCGGGCGUCGUGUUCUAGCUACUGUCCUACGCUGGUUUCAUCAACUUUUUACUUCACGGGAAAUUACAAUUCAACCAAAUACUCCUCUCCGGCCAGGACACUUGAUUAAUUGAUGUUAGCUUUCGUCACCAAUAUUUCAAGUUGCCUGUAGUUUUCUCGAGUUUAGUAUUUACUCCCACAGUGUCUCCGACCUCCGACGAUAUAUUUGUCCUCAUCACGUGGCAAAAAAAAAAAAAAAAAAAAGAGAAAAGGAAGUCAACCCAAUGCUUUAAUAUACUUGAAUUGGAGGGCAUGAGUAGUGCCUUAAAUCCAACAAAGCAAGUACUUAACCACGGCUAUUUUGACUAUUAGAGACUCUAACCUUCGUUAUUUAACUUAUUUCAAACGGUUUACACCUACAAAUUAAUCUCAUAUCACAUCGAUUAAUUACAAGCGAUUUAAUGAAUUUAUAAGACCAGC
Messenger RNA from Linum trigynum, 862 nucleotides. The record is from the annotation of a GenBank genome assembly. NCBI's taxonomy places the organism in Eukaryota, Viridiplantae, Streptophyta, Magnoliopsida, Malpighiales, Linaceae.